Messenger RNA from Entelurus aequoreus (snake pipefish), 3176 nucleotides. RefSeq names its product ANTXR cell adhesion molecule 2a (gene antxr2a). Gene Ontology annotation, cellular component: membrane. The transcript is spliced from 16 exons. NCBI's taxonomy places the organism in Eukaryota, Metazoa, Chordata, Actinopteri, Syngnathiformes, Syngnathidae. Gene Ontology annotation, molecular function: signaling receptor activity. Bases 573 to 1997 code for a protein of 474 amino acids. The record is from RefSeq and is a predicted model, not a curated record.
CAGUAUUUAUUGUGAAAUAUAGCAGUAAUCAUAAUACAUUAUUUGAAGUAUUUAGAGAGAGAACUAUUAUUAUUAUUAUUAUUAUUAACUUCAAACAAAUUUUGAUUUUUGUUUUGUUUUUGUUUUUUUAAAUCAAAGCUGUAUUGCGUUGUUAUAUAAUAAUGAUAAUAAUAAUAACUCCCAAAGUGAUUCCACAUUAUUUGAUGACGUCACGUGGAGUGUUUCGGCACAGAUGUUCAUUUUUCCCCCAGCGUCCCUGAAGGAGGCAACAAAUCCCAGCAUCCCGUGAGUCCCUGAACGCAGCAGCAAGUAAAGUUGGUAGUGUUGCAACUUUAGUGCACCAUCUUUGUUUUCAUCACUCUUUGUUUUGUCUUCUUCCUCCUCGCCUACUUCCAGUGUGCCGAGGAUGCAAAGUGAGGCAACAACGAUGACGUCUCUUCGGUAAUUUCCGCUAUUUCGCAGGCCAGGCGGUGAACUUGUUGCUGCCAUGCGUCACUAGCUCACUGGCUAGCUCACUGGCUAGCGCGCCGUCGACCUGCUCUUCAGUAACUUGGCCGGCAACAAGUCCUACAAUGUGCAGAAAGUCGCGUCGCUUCACUCCGGAGGGGGAACUCUUCUCCCGGACAACUUGCUGGAAAGUGUCCGCCCUGGCCGCGCUGCUGCUGGGCGUGUUGGCCUCGACGUGCUGGGCGGAGGAAGCCUCUUGUCAUGGAGCCUACGAUCUUUACUUCGUCCUGGACAAAUCAGGAAGUGUCGCCACCGACUGGGUGGAGAUCUACUCCUUCGUCAGGAACCUCACAGACAGAUUUGUCAGUCCCAGCAUGAGAGUGUCCUUCAUCGUCUUCUCCGCCCAAGCUCGUGUGAUCCUCCCGCUGACAGGAGACAGGUACCAGAUCGAGGAAGGCCUGGAGAAGCUGCGAGGCGUCAAGCCGGCCGGCGAGACGUACAUGCACGAGGGCAUCAAAGAGGCCACAGACCAGAUCCAGAAGCAGACCACCAAGUCGUCCAGCAUCAUCCUGGCGCUGACGGACGGCAAGCUGGAAGUGUUUGUUCACGAGCUCACCGUCAAGGAGGCUGACCAGGCCAGGAUGUACGGCGCUCGCGUCUACUGCGUGGGCAUCAAGGACUUUGACGAGCAGCAGCUCGCCGACAUCGCCGACACCAAGGACCAGGUGUUCCCCGUCAAAGAUGGCUUCCACGCGCUCAAAGGCAUCGUCAACUCGAUACUGAAGAGAUCGUGCACAGAGAUCCUGAGUGUGGAGCCCUCCAGCGUCUGUGUCAACCAGUCCUUCGACAUCGUCCUGCGAGGGAAUGGCUUCUCUCUGGGCCGCAGCAGUCACAAUGUGGUGUGCAGCUUCACUGUGGACCAGCAGACCUUCAAUCACAAGCCCAGCACGGUGCGUAAUGACUACCUACUGUGUCCUGCACCCAGACUCUACCAAGUGGGACAGACCAUGGGCGUCCUCAUCAGUCUGAACAAUGGCAAGUCCUUCAUCUCCAGCUCGUACACCAUCACCGCCUCCACCUGUUCCGACGGCCUGGCGGUGGCCCUGGUCUUCCUGGUGCUGCUGGCCCUGGUGGCCCUGGCCCUCGUGUGGUGGUUCUGGCCCCUGUGCUGCACUCUGGAGCCUGAGCCGCUGGCCAAGAAGAAAUGGCCGACUGUGGAUGCUUCUUACUACGGAGGAAGAGGAGCUGGAGGCAUCAAGCGCAUGGAGGUGCGCUGGGGAGAGAAAGGCUCCACAGAGGAAGGUGCCCGCCUGGAGAAAGCCAAGAACGCCGUCAUCUCUGUCCCGGAGGACGUGGAGGAGCCCAUGGUGAAGAGGCCAACCUCCAAGCCUGCCAACAACUACCACCCACCUGAGGACAAGUGGUACACGCCCAUCAAGGGGCGUCUUGAUGCUCUGUGGGCUCUGCUGCGACGCCAGUACGACCGAGUGUCCCUCAUGCGGCCCACCUCUGCUGACCAGGGUCGCUGCAUAAACUUCAGCCGUGGCUGACAGCCGAUGAGGACGCCGCCACGCCCGCCGCGCUCGCCGCCGCCGACCAGAGAAGACUUUCACACUUUUUGACAUUUCCUCUUUGCUCCGCCUCCUGGCUGACUUUUGCCUUUCAUUUUAACCACACAACACGCCGUCCCUGAACGCAUCGCACAUAUUGAAGAAGAAGGGAGAAAGAGUCCCGCCUCUCGGCGACGUCUCGUCAGCGAGCGACCGCGAGGACGGCGGCCCCGCCGGCGCCCCCUUCUUGACGUCCCGACGUGGUCACGCGUGCACGCGCAUGACGGGCAGGACGCCCCAAGGUCGCGGCCAGGAGACACCUUCCCGUCGUCAGGAAAUUAAUAGAGCGUUAUUCGGCCGCGGGUCAAGCGCUCGCCGCAGUCUGCUGUGCGCUCAGCAAUGCAUGAUGGGACUUUUCCUGCGACUUUAAUUAAGGGAAUUAAGCGCCGGCCUGUGAAGACACGCCCCCUCGCUCAAGUCCACAACGCAAACCCAAAGCAACGGAUGCGACGGACGGAGAAGUAUUGUUCAUUCCCGCAGGUCAAGCCCCGCCCCCUCGGCCUUCUUCCCGUCCCGCCUCGUGGGGGGGGGGGCAGAAGGAAAAGACUAGAACGAUCAAGUCACUUGAGAUGUGGGAGUGGACAGACACGAUUGGAGUGGAAACCUGCCAACCUUUGACAAGAAGCACUAUGGACAAUGACCGGUGGCGGGGUCACACUGGUCACGUGACACCUCGCUAAUUAAUAUUCCUUUGUUCACGCCCGGCCACGCCCCCUCGCUCUACCUUACUGUACUUUACUGUACACUUUAUUAGCAUUAUUAUUAUUAUCCAACCUGGUCACGUGACACCUCGCUAAUUCAUAUUCCUUUGUUCCUGCCUGGACACGCCCCCUCGCUCUACCUUACCCCACACUUUAUUAUUAUUAUUAUCCAACAUGGUCACGUGACACCUCGCUAAUUCAUAUUCCUUUGUUCCUGCCUGGACACGCCCCCUCACUGUACUUCACUGUACACUUUAUUAUUAUUAUUAUCCAACAUGGUCACGUGACACCUCAACUCCUCGCUAAUUACUAUUCCUUUGUUCACGCCCGGCCACGCCCCCUCGCUCUACCUUACUGUACUUUACUGUACUUUACUGUACUUUACCACAUAAUGGUUUUAUAAACAAUACACACUCUU